AUGUUGUCGGCGAGCUUCAAUCGCCUGGUGGAGGCCGCCAUCGUGCCGUUCGCCGAGGUGCUCACGCUCGCCGCCUUCGGCUACCUCCUCGCGCUGCCCAGCGUCAGCGUGCUCACCGACAAAGCCAGGCGCCUGCUCGGAAAGCUCGUCUUCGCGCUUUUCCUCCCAUGCCUCAUCUUCGCUUACCUGGGAGAUACGUUGACGCUGGAGCGGAUGCUGCUCUGGUGGUUCAUCCCCGUUAACGUCAUCAUCGCUGCCGUUUCUGGAUGCUUCAUGGGCCUGCUGGUCGUCGCGUUUGCCCGCCCGCCGCCCCGGUUUUACCGCCUGACGAUUGUCAUGACAGGGAUCGGCAACAUCGGCAACAUUCCCCUCGCUAUUGUCAACUCCAUUUGCAGGCGGAAGGUAGACAACCCGUUCGGAUCCCCGGCCGAAUGCCAUCACCACGGCGUGGCGUAUAUAGCAUUCGCUCAGUGGGUGGGAGCGUUCAUCAUCUAUACCUUUGUAUACCACAUGCUAGAGCCACCGGAAGAGUUCUACGAGAUCGUGUCUCCUGAUACCGUCCCCGGAUCUGACGCCGCUCUCCCUGACGGCUCCCUUUCUCCAACCCCCCUUUCUCCAUGCGCCUCUCUGCCGAUCCUCGCUCCUGGGUCGGCAGCAGCCAGUCCUUCCCUCGAACCUCAACCUGGUGGGAUUUUACCAUCCGUUAAGAGCCUCCUUCCAGGCUCCUGGUUCCAGUCGCGGCAGAAAAGCUCGUUACUGCGGCAGCAGGAGCAUGAGCACUAUCAGCGGCUGAUCGCGUCACCCACUCAGUCCAGCCGUCAGCUGCUCGAGACAGAGUUCCCUAGUCUGCUGGAGGUGACUGCUCGCGCGCCGCAGAUGAAAGAGCCGCUGCUGGCGCGUCUGUUCAGAAGCCUUUCCAUUUCAAACGCUGAGAGAUCUGUGGGUGGUGUGGUUAAGGGCCAGGCUGUGGCUAAAGCUGCUGUCGAGGCUCAAGCUGUUUCUGCCGCUGCUGCAACGAACGGCCAUGUAAACGGAUGUGAGGACCGGCAGGGAGAGAUGACUGGGGAGAGGUUCGACGGGCAGCAGAGAGGGAGGGAGAGUGCGGUUCUGGAUGCGAUGGAAAGGAACGCAGCAGGCGAGGAAGGAGAUAUGGGUGGUCACAGCGCAAGAGUGUCAUGCGAUGCGCGCUCCGCCAAUCCACACAGCGUGAGGUGCUCUUGUGUGUGUGGCAACUGCAAGGAGACAUGCUGUGUGGGUGUGGUUGAUAGCAGCUCGGCCAGACGGAGCAUCAGGGGCUUGGAUGCGGCGGGUGGUACAGAUGCUGAUGCCUGCACGUGCGGUAUAACUGUAGAGCCGUGCACAGUCACAGGCUCAGGCUCACGCAGAGGGUCAGACGCAGGCAGAAGCAGGCCCAGCACAGGGACCAGCAGGAGGAGCUCAAUGACUCAGAGCAGCUGUGGAGAGGAGGACGAUAGCACAGAGGGGCACAAGGGGCAGAACGGUGAUACCUCUGCUGCUGAAAACAAUCCUUCUGCUGCUGGUGGUGCUGCUGCUGGCGCUGGUGCUGAUCAUCACAGUGUUGACCAUGAGAAGGAGGUGCGGGAGGACGAGGACGAGGAAGGGUAUGAAGACGACCGUGACUUGGAGUGUGUGCCGUGCCUCCAGGAGCCCCAGGUGGUGCGUAAGAUGCGCGUCGUGGCAGAGCGCACACCCAUCCGCCACCUCAUGCAGCCGCCCGUCAUCGCAUCCCUCCUCGCCAUCCUCGUCGGCGCCACCCCGCACCUUAAAGCCCUGCUCUUCGGCCCCUCCGCUCCCUUCCUCUUUGUAGUAGACAGCCUGACUAUCCUUUCCGGUGCUAUGAUCCCCUGUAUCAUGCUGGUGCUUGGAGGGAACAUGAUCAGCGGGCCAGGGGGAGGAUCGGGGCUGGGAGUGCAGACAACUGCUGCUAUCAGUGUGGUGAGGCUGCUGGUAUCCCCAGUGGUGGGAAUGGUGGUGGUGCUGCUAGCGGAAUGGAUGAAUUUCCUGCCUCCGAAUGACAAGAUGUUUCGGUUUGUGCUGCUGCUGCAACACAGCAUGCCUAGUUCCAUUCUGGCUGGCGCCAUGGCGAGCUUGAGAGGGUAUGGGGAGAAGGAGGUGUCGAGUUUGCUCUUCUGGCAGCAUAUACUGUCGGCGUUUUCACUCACGCUCUUCCUUGCUCUCUACCUUCACUGGCUUAUUUGA
This is a messenger RNA of Closterium sp. Yama58-4, 2220 nucleotides long. The record is from the annotation of a GenBank genome assembly. NCBI's taxonomy places the organism in Eukaryota, Viridiplantae, Streptophyta, Zygnematophyceae, Desmidiales, Closteriaceae.